ACUUUGCAGAGGCAAGAAAUCCCCAGCAGAAUCAGAUGCAGUGCAGGAUUUCUGUCACAGAAAUUCAUCAGACUCAUACAUGGACUCACAUUGUCUUUUUUGGACUUAGCUCAAGGACAGAUAGACCCAUUCAAUAAUUUUUGAUUUUGGACUCUACUGGUAACUCACUGGACUGUAUUUUGGACUGUACUGGAUUUAACUGGACUUUCUGGGGUGAAUCCCAUCAGACUCUGUUGGUUUCAGUUUAAUAUAUUUUGUAGAAGGCUCUUAUGAAAUCUGAGGCAGCAGUACUGAAAGUUUGAAUGGAUACUGAUAUUUACACUGUGGUGCUAUUAUUUCAAAGUCUCUGGCUAUCCUAAGUAAAUUAAGGCAAACAAGUGUUAGCGUUAGUCUGCUUCAAAUUGUUUUGACUAAAAACUCCUUUAGACCAAAUUAUUUAUUUUUGAAAACAGUAAAGUCUGGAGUGCCAAGUAGCAAUUUGUAAAACUAACAAAAGAGGCUCAGUUUAGAUCAGGUGUGCUUCAAUAACAGGGCAAAAAAAAAGAAGCCAGUUUCAUUAUUGGAGGGUUUAUUUUGCCAGUAAGGUUUACAGUCUCAUUUGGAUGCUGGCUUAGUUUAAACUGCAUGUCUUGGAGGAUGCAAAAGAUCAUCAGAAGCAAUAGCAGCUGCAGAAGGAUGAAUCUCCUGUGCGUCCUGUGGCUGCUGACAGUCUGUCUGGCUCCUGGAAGCCGAGGUCAGAGGCUGAAGGACGCAGAGAGGGAGAAACCAGCAGACAGAGCUCAGCUUCUGGAGAGCGAUGCAGUCUGUUACGAAGAGGGAUGUUACGCUGUCUUCCUCCAAAAGAAGACCUUCAGGGAGGCUGGGCGCAGCUGCCGGGAGCGAGGGGGGACCCUGGCAACAAUUUAUAACCACGAAGCGGCGGGUGUUGUCCACGAGCUGCUGUCGGCCAUUGAGACACAGGGGUCCGAGUCAAAGCUUUACCUCUGGAUUGGGCUGCACAGACCUCCACGUCAGUGUUCAUCCACCCGACCGCUCAGAGGAUUCGUCUGGGUCACAGGAGACCAGAAUGUCCAGUUCACCAACUGGCUCCAAGAAUACUCACCUGCAACCUGUGGAGGCUAUCGUUGUGUUUCCAUGAUUGUUCACACUUCUGAGAGUGGGCGUGAGAGCAAAGACAACUUCCAGUGGCUUGAAGGCUCCUGUUCAGUGCCUUUGGGUGGCUAUGUUUGCCAGUACAACUACAAAGGGAUGUGUCCACCUUUGGAAGAUGAGGGUAGAGGUCCACCUGUUUAUACUACCCCAUUUCACCUUGUCAGCAGCCUGUUGACUCAUGUGCCAUUUGGGUCUACAGCCACUGUGCAAUGCCCUGCAAACAGUGCAAACCCAGAUCCUACUGAGGAGACCGUUCUGUGCAUACAGAGAGACGAUGAAACAGUGGGUUGGUCCAACGAUUCUCCAUUUUGUCCAUCCAGUGCCAAACCACAGAACCAAGACUGGUGUAGCAGGGACCACGGAUGUGAGCAGCACUGCCAGAGCACAGACACAGAUUACUACUGUUAUUGCUCUGAGGGCUUCACAAUAGAUGAGGAUGGAUACAGCUGCAAGCCUGACCUCCUGAGCCAAACCAGCCCCCCUGAGCUAUCUGACUCGGCAGGUCCCACUGACGCGCCUCAGAUCAAACCGAUCUGUGUGGAGAUGGGGUGUGAGUAUAACUGUAUGGAGACCCCCCGGGGUCCUCGAUGCACAUGCCCCCCAGGCUACCAAAUGGGUCCAGAUGGCCGCAAGUGUUCUGAUGUUGAUGAAUGUAAACAAAAACCGUGUCCACAGGUCUGUAUCAACAGCCCAGGUACCUUCCACUGCCUCUGCCUUUCAGGGUACCAGCCAGAUGACGAUGGCGAGUGUGUGGAUAUAGAUGAGUGUCUCGAUGAGGGGAGCUGUGAGGGCAUUUGUGAAAACACAGUGGGGUCCUUCAGGUGCCUGUGUGACACCGGCUAUGAGCCGGGCAGCGAAGGAGAGUGUGUAGAUGUAGAUGAGUGUGUAGGGGGGUCGCCCUGCCAUCAACACUGUGCCAACAUUGUUGGAGGAUACGAGUGUUCCUGUGACAAUGGCUACGACCUGCAGUCAGAUAGACACACCUGCCAGCCAUCUGAUGAUGAAGAGUAUUCCACUCUGACCCCUGAACCCAGUAACUCUGUUCAUGUAGCUGUCUUUGGUCAUGAUAUUCCCUGGUCCUCUUUAUUCACCCCUGAUCCAAACUUUGAAAUUGAUACCAACUUUGAUGCUGACUGGGUGACAGAGGCCCCUGAAGGACUUCCUCCUGAUAUGGCUCACGGGUCAGAAAAUCACCUAAACCAGUGGGACGCCCUGUCACCCAGGCGAUAUCAGACACCCCCGUCCCCAACGCAAAAAGGCAACACAGGCAAUGAAAUUAAUAAUGGCGUGGAAGAAAAUCCAGGAAGUAGAGAAUUUAGUCCAGGUGUCGGGGAUGACACUGCAGAUGGUUCAGCUCCUGACAUGAGCAAGACAGAGGAAGCCAACAUGGAUGGAACAGAGGACACUGGUGGGGUAGCAGAGGCAGGGGCUGGGUCUGCUGAAGGUAAAGGGAAACACGACAAGAGCUGGCUGCUUGUGGCCCUCCUGGUGCCUCUGUGUGUGUUCCUGGUAGUGAUGCUGGCUCUGGGGAUCGUCUACUGCACCAGCUGUGCUGUGGACAAGACCCUUAGCUUUUCGGACUGCUAUCGCUGGAUACUCCCUACAACGCCUCCAGACAGGAGGGAAAUAAAAACCCAAGCAUGAAACCAAAAAUAAUCAAACACACAAAGAUGUCUUUUAAAUGCAAACGUCUGUUAAGAUUUGUCUAAAACUGCAACGUUUCACUUUGUCCUCUUGCACAGCUUUUGUAAAUAAUUUACUCUGCC
Molecule: messenger RNA, 2918 nt
Organism: Archocentrus centrarchus (flier cichlid)
Lineage: Eukaryota; Metazoa; Chordata; Actinopteri; Cichliformes; Cichlidae
Product: endosialin-like
Exons: 2
Coding region: 625-2796 (723 amino acids)
Molecular function (GO): calcium ion binding
Source: RefSeq, a predicted model, not a curated record